AUGGAGGUCACGAACUCGUGUGCUGAAGCCCCCGCCGAGGAGGCGGAGCAGAGGGUGUCCGAGCAGAGCAAGGAAGCCGUCGGGGCCGAAACCACCCCGUCGUUGGAGGUGACGGACCAGGCAGCUGAGCGUCCCAAGAAGCCGGCUGAUGUGCAGCCUGAGCAAUCCAUCUCCGUCGAUAGAUCAGACCAAAGUGCUGAGGCCACCGCACAGCAGAAUGCUGCGGGGUCCGCCACUGAAGAUCAGGUAGCAGCAACGGAUAACGAAGAGAUUGAGAAACACCAACUUACAGCCCUUGUGGAGACCCGGGUGGAAAACAACGUCCGUGGGGAGGAGAAGGAUAUGGAGGACACUGUCCCACGUGGAGAGGCUACAACUGAGGAGUCGGACAUGAUGAGCAACAAUACGGAGCUUACAGAAAAGUCAGUGCAAAGGGCACAGGUAGUUAAUGAAAAAGGGUCGUGUGAAGGCGUCGACCAAUCCGCUGACGUAGAGGCACAUUCAGCAAACGAGACACUCCAACAGGGAACCCCUGAUUUGAAUAUCCAGGAUGAAGAUGUGGUAGCCCCAGAGGUAAACAUCGGCCUAAAGGAACCCACAGAAAAUCACUUCGCCUCAGAGAAAACCACGGGCAUCGACGUGGAAAAUUUAGAAGGGACGGCCUGCUUAAAAGAAACGACCAGCCCACAAAUCGGAUCAGUACAGGAAAACAUUGACCCAAUAGGAGUCAUUAGCCUACAGAUUGAGCAUACAGAACCUACAGCCCCAAAGGAGCAAAAUGUCCCUGAAGCUGAUCCUUCAGGAGUAAGAGGCCCAGAGGAAAAUUAUUCUAGCCCGAACGUCGAGCUAGAAGAAGAGCCAGUCCAAUCGGAGCCCGCAGAGGAGCGCGCAGAGCUACAGGAAGCCUCACCUCUUCUAGAAGCAACAGCACAAGAGGGAGAACCCGGUGAAAAUGACACCCCGUCCACAAGUAAGGCCACAUCGGUUAAGUCAACGCCGAUAAGUGCCUCUCCUGAAAUAGCAACUGUCCAUCUGACAGGAAGCUCGCCAAAAUCACAAAAAAUCGUCCUUGGCUUUACGGACGAGCAGGUGAAAGCAGCGAAAGAUGAAAUUUCUACAGGAGUGGUCGCUUCCCUACCAUCUGAGCAACGGCCGCCCCACGUCCAAGAUGUGGCUCUAGAGGUGACAAAGACUGCCGAGGAGGUAGUGGUUUCGUACAAUCAAGAAGAGAGCAAGGUCAGUGAGGCGCCGGCUGAUUCGAUUGCUGAGCCCCAAGAAACACGAGAGGCUCCGUGCCCAGUCGUACAGCCGCGCAGGAGGUCCAAGGUGCGGGACAUGGUUGCGGCGAUCGAGGCCAGCUCCGGGGAGAAGGAGGGCCCGCAGGUCGAAAGCCACCCCAGACCCUCACGCCUGACGACGCGCCAAGUAGAGCCCCUUCCACAUCCUGAGACGAGAAAACCUGACCCUCGUGUCGAACUCCAGACGCAGACGACGGAUUCGGUGGAGUCGCAUGCAGGAAACAAAUCAAGUGUGUCAGUAAAGUUGGCGCAAGGGUGCCAGGGGGCGCCCCUCAGCCAGUCCCACGCAGAGUCUUGCAGCGAGUCUCACAAUGAGCCCCUCGACGAAUCCCUGCCCGAGUCCCACUCCAAACCCGCCACCGAAUCCCACGCCGAGCCGCUCAUCGAGUUCAACGAAGAACCAAUCACCAAGCCCCACGACGAGUCCCUCCCAGAAUCGAACGCCGGGUACCACACCGAACCUCCGGCCGAGUCCAACGAAGAACCCAUUAAACCGAACGCCGAGUACCACACCGAACCUCUGGCCGAGUCCAACGAAGAACCCAUUAGCAAGUCCUACGACGAGUCACUUCCAGAAUCGAACGCCGAGUACCACACCGAACCUCUCGCCGAGUCCAACGAAGAACCCAUCACCAAGCCCCUCGCCGAGUCCCCCGCCGAGCCUUUCGCCGAACACCCAGCGCUGCCCCUCCCCCUGCCCAGGUCCACGGCCCUCGUCAUGAAUAUUGAGAAGCAGCGGGCCGCAAACAACGCCGCCAAGACAUCGGGGGGCGAUAUCGGGCCAGAACAACGUGACGGGAAAUCGCUUUCUGAAAGCCAGGAAAUUGAAAGUAUUCGCGAAAAUGGUUCGACGGUGGCCGUUGACAAUGUGACAGCAGAAACCAAUCCGGAGCCGGCCGAGCAGGCCAGCGCCGAGGACUCGGCUGCCCUCCUGCUGGACUCACUGCCACUGCUCUCCCCGGACAGUGAGAAGGAGAUCGAGCGCCAGUUCGAAUCGCUGAUGAAGACCCAGUGCGGGCCCGUGGAGCCCGUAGAGGCCGAGUUCAACUCACUGGUGCGCGAGCCCACCAUUAGCAAGCAGCCCCACGCCCGCUCCUACCCGGCGACGAAGUUCUUUAAGUAUUUGGAGGAGAGUCAGGACUCGGUCGACGAGCCCAGCUUUCUGGGUAACUGUGACCAGGUUGACGGCAGCAAAGCACUAACUGAAGCGCUGCAGUCGUUGGUGGAGGACUUGGCAAAACCCCCCAUUCAGGAGAACACCCCGGUGGUCGUGGCAGAGGCUGCAGUCGCGGCCGGGCGCACGGAGAAGGAGGACGAGGGGAGCCCCGACGAGAACAGUGUGGCUGAGUUCGGGGCCAUGGGUGCGCUCCAGGUGCGCCUAGGGGAGGGAGUCAGCGAGGACGCGGUUGGUCACCUCGCCGACAUCGCCGAUGCCCUGGAGAACACUAUCGAGGGCAUUGAGGUGGGCCAACUCGGCCAGCAGGGCAAGGCGCAAAAUAGAGAGCGGAGGAAGGAAGAGGAGGAGAGCCUGUUGGAGCUGUGCGACAAGCUCCUCCUCAUCGCUGGCCAGGGCCAGCACCACCUCUCACCAGCCACGACGGGACUCCCCGGGCCCUGCGACUCCCUGUACACCGCCGUGCCCACCAUUGAGCCCGACGACGAUAUCCUCAUUGUCACGCAGUCGGGCUCGGACACCACCAUCCGCAUGAUCGCCACUCCACCGCUGUCUCCAAGGCCGGGCCCGACCACCACCUCCGCAGACUCGGGCUCCUCCACCUACAGGCCGCCCGUGCCCCCGAAGCCCCCAGUCAGGUCACCCCGGCGAAAACACCUUUCCCCGUCCUCCCCCAGCAUUGCAGGGCCGGGUCCGGGGCCGGAGCCAGAACCUGGGCCAGGACCGGAGCCAGAGCCAAGGCCCUCCCCGACGAGUCAGGGGGACGCCGAGCCCGUCGACCGGAAGCACCCGCUGUACCGCUCGCUGGAGGACGUCAGCGAGACCAAGCAGCUCUCCCUAUCAGCCCCGGCGGAAAGCGACCUCGGUGACCUAGACUCGCUCAUCUCCGAGGCGGGCUUCCCGCUCAGCAUGCGCGUCACGCACCGGAAGCUCUUCUGGGACAAGCAGCUCCAGCGCAACACGGAGGGGGAAGGCGUCGCCCACGCUCCCCACGCCGCCCCCGCCAAGGGGAGGGGCAUAACCUCCGACAGACCCGCGCCCGCACCAGCGGCCUCGUCCGCGGUGCACACGGUGGUGCUGACGUCGACUCCACCGCGGCAGGCUGAGCCGGAGAGGCAAGGCCCUCCGACCCCCCCACCCAAGCCCACCCCAAGGAAGCACAGGGUCGCCCUGGCCCCGUCCCCACCCGAAGACUUCACGGCAGGCUCCAGCAGCAGACUCCAGGUGCUACGCAAGGCGCGGACGCGCACCGGGGCGUGCGAGGCGGAGGCGCUCCCGGCGGCCGGCAUCGUCAAGUCCGGCAGGCGGUUCUUCGAGAGCACGGCGCAGCAGCAGAAGGUAUCGGCGAGAACGCCAUGUUGUGCCGCGGAGGUCGUGGACCCUGUCACCAGGAUUAGGAGGGAGAUCGAGGCCCUGGAGAGGCGGACUCAGCAGGUGCACCAGGCGCAAAAGCGACAGCAGAGCGCUUUCAAUGUCCCAAAGAAGCGCGCGCCGCCGCCACCACCGCCUGUCGCAACCUCGACCACGGCCACGGCGUUCUCGGCCUCGGUUAGGGCGAGUGGAACUUCCGCGCCAGGGGGAGGUCCCGGCAGCCGACAUAUUGACACAGGCAGCACCGCGAUGCGAACCAGCAAAACUUCGAACCGAGGUAAAGGAAGUUGGGGGCGCAAGUUCAAAAAAUGCUUCUCUUAA
This is a messenger RNA of Frankliniella occidentalis (western flower thrips), 4164 nucleotides long. RefSeq names its product histone acetyltransferase KAT6A-like. The record is from RefSeq and is a predicted model, not a curated record. Lineage: Eukaryota; Metazoa; Arthropoda; Insecta; Thysanoptera; Thripidae. The transcript has 2 exons. Bases 1 to 4164 code for a protein of 1387 amino acids.